Molecule: messenger RNA, 1587 nt
Organism: Xyrauchen texanus (razorback sucker)
Lineage: Eukaryota; Metazoa; Chordata; Actinopteri; Cypriniformes; Catostomidae
Gene: hnrnph1
Product: heterogeneous nuclear ribonucleoprotein H1
Exons: 11
Coding region: 191-1396 (401 amino acids)
Biological process (GO): regulation of RNA splicing
Cellular component (GO): ribonucleoprotein complex; nucleoplasm
Molecular function (GO): RNA binding
Source: RefSeq, a predicted model, not a curated record
UUUAUCGUGCAGGUUGAGACGAGUUCAUCUUGGCGUAUUUUGUAAUUCAAUGACAUACUGUUAACAAUUCUGCCAACAAUUAAAUUAGUAAUACCGUGAAAUAUUUGGUUAAGGAUACAUCACGUGACUUUGCUUCGGUUGAUCUAACGAAGUGUCUUUUGGGAUUUUUAUCAGAAGGGUCAUCUCCAGUAUGGCAGAUGGAGAGGGGUUUGUGGUAAGAGUCAGAGGACUGCCCUGGUCCUGCUCUGUAGAUGAAGUUCAGAGGUUUUUCUCAGAGUGCAAAAUUGCAAACAAUGGGACAAGCAUACAUUUUACGUACACGAAGGAAGGGCGACCAAGUGGAGAGGCGUUUGUUGAGUUUGAAUCAGAGGAGGAUCUUAAAAUUGCUGUCAAGAAAGAUCGUGAAACCAUGGGUCACCGCUAUGUGGAAGUAUUCAAAUCCAACAAUGUUGAGAUGGACUGGGUUCUGAAGCACACUGGACCAAACUGCCCAGACACAGGAGGAGAUGGUCUGGUUAGGCUUCGUGGUCUGCCCUUCGGAUGCAGCAAGGAGGAGAUUGUCCAGUUUUUUGCAGGGUUGGAAAUCGUGCCAAAUGGGAUAACAUUGCCGGUGGACUUCCAGGGGAGGAGUACGGGGGAGGCCUUCGUGCAGUUUGCUUCACAGGAUAUAGCCGAAAAGGCUCUAAAGAAACACAAGGAAAGAAUAGGGCACAGGUACAUAGAGAUCUUCAAGAGCAGCCGCGCAGAGGUGCGCACACACUAUGAACCGCAACGUAAGGUCAUGGGGAUGCAGAGACCAGGCCCCUACGACAGGCCGGGAGGAGGCCGGGGGUACAACAGCAUGGGCAGAGGAGCCUCCUUUGAGAGAGUGAGGCGUGGAGGAUAUGGUGGAGAUGGGCGAUAUGCAGAUGGUGGCAGCUCCUUUCAGAGCACAACGGGUCACUGUGUGCACAUGAGAGGCCUUCCAUACAGAGCCACUGAGACUGACAUAUACAAUUUCUUCUCUCCGCUGAACCCGGUGCGUGUUCACCUGGAGAUCGGCCCUGAUGGGAGAGUAACAGGCGAGGCGGAUGUUGAGUUUGCCACGCAUGAGGACGCUGUGGCUGCCAUGUCGAAGGACAAAGCCAAUAUGCAGCACCGUUACGUGGAGCUUUUCCUAAACUCAACAGCUGGGGGCGGAAGUGGAGGAUAUGGUGGUCAAAUGAUAGGCGGCAACCAGUCGUCUUAUGGACACAGCAGCCAACAGAUGGGCUCUGGCUACAGCAGUGGUUAUGGUAACCAGAGUGGCAUGGGGGGCUACAGUGACUACAGUGAGUGUCAGCUCUUCCGUAGCUCUGCUAGCCGGUGCCAUGCCAAAUCCUAUCGUCCUUGGACCCCUAGGGGUAGCAGUUUGUAAUGCCCGAUUAAAAAGCCUUUCGCGUUAUCCUGUUGUAGCUGAUCAGGUGAUCAGGGCGGAAUAGGCAGCAGUUACUAUGGCAGAGGCAGCCGUGGAUCGAUGGGGAUGAACAGUCUUAACAGCGGCAUGGGGGGAGGCUGGGGCAUAUAGUCUCAGUAUUAAGGGCUGCUGGUUUAUAACCUACAACAAAC